Fimicolochytrium jonesii is the source of this 1472-nucleotide messenger RNA. RefSeq lists its product as uncharacterized. The record is from RefSeq and is a predicted model, not a curated record. The coding region runs from base 1 to 1263 and encodes 420 amino acids. NCBI's taxonomy places the organism in Eukaryota, Fungi, Chytridiomycota, Chytridiomycetes, Spizellomycetales, Powellomycetaceae. The transcript has 2 exons.
AUGAGCAUCCCCAGAUCACCUUCCACACCUGUCACCGUUGACACAACCACCUCGGGUGAUCCCACUGUCCCCCUUGAUGCCUCUGACAAACUGCCGUCAUCCUCGGCAUUGUCUCAGGGAGAUGUGUCUGUCUCUCGAGCGCAGGAGCGGGUGAUUGCUACGCAGCGGGCGGAGGCAGAGAAGGCCAGGAGGAUUCAGGAGAGGGCUUUGGCUGCAGAGGAGAAGCGUCGCCAGCAGCAAGAGGCUUUCAAUCGAAGGGCGGAGAAACGUGCUGCAGCCGCUGCGGCACAACAGGCGGCUGACGAGGAGGCAAUCACUGUCCGCCGUCGUCAGACAUGGACCACGGAGGAGUCCCUCGCUCUAUGCGAGUUAUAUCGAGCCGCAAAGGCACACGUUGUCUCGGUCUUCUCCGGCACGACGUUCAAUGCGACAUAUACACAGCAAGUCAUUCGGGAAUACAUAAAGCGCCAAUGGGUGGACCAUGAACUUUCGCGGCGGUGGACGGUACGGCAAGCAGAGAAUAGAUGGCACAAUAUUCAAAGUCAGUAUAAGAAGGCCAAAGACGAGCUGGCCGAGACAGGCGGAGGUGGGCUGGGCGCGUAUAAAGAACGGUUCCCGUGGUGGGAUGUCGUUGAAGAAGAGGGUCACGGAACUGCCGCCGUGGUUCCCUUGUACGUCUUGCAGGGUUCGCGAACUACUGGUGCCUCGGAAGCCGGGCGAGAGGGAGGAGAGGAGGGUGGCAAUUACGGUGAGGACGAGAGUCACCCGCUCGACGCCGAUGCAGACACUCAUGAGUCGUCCGAUGCGGGCUAUGCUGGCGCAUCUUCUCCUGCGUUGGGUUUGUUUGGUUCGAGACGAGACAGUCAAACGUCUUCUCCUGGGUUGGGUUCAUUUGGGUCGAGACGAGACAGUCAUCAAACGUCUCCUGUUUCGGACACAGCCAUGCAGACGCCUCUAUCAGUGCGGCGAUCGCCAAGUGUCUUCUCGGCAUGUUCCGCUCCCCCAAAAUCUUUGCGAGGACUGUCUCGAGCGCGUGAGACCCUGAUGCAGACCGAAUCUGUCAUGGAAACAUUACUCGUCACUGUAGCACGGCUUCAGCAGGAACAUUUGGCGAGAAUGGAAGAGCGGCGGAGGGAGGAUAUGGCCAUACAGGCAGAGCGGGAUGAACGGCGCCGGCAAGAGGAUAUACAGCGGCAGGAGCAGGCAGAACAGCGCCUCCACCAGCUCCUCCUCGCAAUCGUGUCCCAAAGACCUUCAUCAUAGCAUCUGUCUCGGACGCCGUCUUGGCCUUGGGAUCUGCCUUUGCUGUCUCAGGACCUGUCUCCCCCAUCUCCCACCGGCUUUUAGCUGUUGUUUUACCAUAUUGAGUACCCCACCAUAUGCAGUUCUAAAUCCCCCAAUGUACAUACAUGCGUGAUGCUUCACGGACUUGAAAAAAACAACUGUCAUAUUACUGUCAAACCUUGCCAACG